Messenger RNA from Anguilla anguilla (European eel), 5053 nucleotides. RefSeq names its product ephrin type-B receptor 3-like. Gene Ontology annotation, molecular function: ATP binding; protein binding; transmembrane-ephrin receptor activity. The record is from RefSeq and is a predicted model, not a curated record. Lineage: Eukaryota; Metazoa; Chordata; Actinopteri; Anguilliformes; Anguillidae. The transcript is spliced from 16 exons. Gene Ontology annotation, cellular component: neuron projection; plasma membrane. Bases 594 to 3629 code for a protein of 1011 amino acids. Gene Ontology annotation, biological process: protein phosphorylation; cell surface receptor protein tyrosine kinase signaling pathway; axon guidance.
UCUCUCUCUCUCCCUCUCUCCAGCAAAACGGUCUUCAUUCCAAUACACAAACGGAGCGGAGCUGUAGCUGCCCCCAGACUCACCGCGAAUUCGCUCAGGGAAUUACAGCAUUCAAACUUAAGGCGAUUUUAAUUCCAGGAGUAACACGCGCACAUGCAUUUGUCUCCAUUAUGGUGUUUGUACGACAAGAGAAGGAGAGCAUUGCAAAUCCCUGAACAGUCUUUGGAUUUCCUUGUCUUCCUUCGUGAAACUGCCACUGUUUUCAGCGGGAAGGAAAACAAAUCUGUGAAUUUUGGGCGAGUGGGUUCUGUGAAGGGGGCAACCUUCCCGAGUCGGUGAGUCGCCAAAUGCAAAGUGUACGCGGUUUCAGACAUUCGGGCGACCCGGGGUUCGUGUUCCAGGCGGCGGGACUGUGAAGGCGGAGAAGGCUGUCGGGAGUUAUCCCUUUUUUCCCCGUUUCGCAGUGGGAACCCUGGGUUUUGGGGUUUGAAGUGGUGGACUGGAUCCGAGCCUACUAGGAAGGACGGCGGCAUAUUGAGGGUUUUCUUCACGCAGUACCUGGGACUUAUUUUCAUGUCCGCGCUUCCUGGUUUAUGACGAUGGAUUAUUUUCUGUUUUUCUGUGGCUUUUUGCUGCCCGUGGUAGCAGCUGUCGAAGAAACACUGAUGGACACCAAAUGGGCCACAACCGAGCUGGCGUGGACUGCACAUCCUGAAACUGGGUGGGAGGAGGUGAGUGGUUAUGAUGAUGCCAUGAACCCUAUCAGGACGUACCAGGUGUGCAACGUGCGCGAGCUCAACCAGAACAACUGGCUGCGCAGCGACUACGUCCCGCGGAAGGACGUCCUGCGCAUCUACGUGGAGAUGAAGUUCACCGUGCGCGACUGCAACAGCAUCCCCAACAUCCCGGGCUCCUGCAAGGAGACCUUCAACCUCUUCUAUUACGAGUCCGACGGGGACACCGCCACCCCCACCAGCCCCUUCUGGAUGGAGAACCCCUACGUCAAAGUGGACACCAUCGCCCCGGACGAGAGCUUCUCCAUGCUGGAGUCGGGCCGGGUCAAUACCAAGGUGCGCAGCUUCGGACCGCUGUCCAAGGCCGGCUUCUACCUGGCCUUCCAGGACCUGGGCGCCUGCAUGUCUCUCAUCUCCGUGCGCGUCUUCUACAAGAAGUGCUCCACCACAAUCGCCAACUUCGCCGUUUUCCCAGAGACAGCCACGGGCGCGGAGGCCACCUCGCUGGUCAUCGCCCCGGGGACCUGCGUGCCCAACGCACUGGAGGUGUCCGUUCCACUCAAGCUGUACUGCAACGGGGACGGGGAGUGGAUGGUUCCGGUGGGGUCCUGCACCUGCGCCGCGGGGUUCGAACCCGCCAUGAAGGACACGCAGUGUCAGGCCUGCAGUCCUGGGACCUUUAAGUCUAAACAGGGGGAGGGGUUUUGCUCCCCCUGCCCCCCAAACAGCCGCACCAGCUCCGGGGCCUCGAACGUCUGCUCCUGCAGGACGGGCUUCUACCGCGCCGAUAACGACUCGCCUGACUCCGCCUGCACCACCGUCCCCUCCUCCCCGCGGAACGUGAUCUCCAAUGUGAACGAGACCUCGCUGGUGCUGGAGUGGAGCGAGCCGCGGGACUCUGGCGGGAGGGACGACCUGCUCUACAACGUCAUCUGCAAGAAGUGCCUGGUGGAGCGGUCCUUGUGCUCGCGCUGCGACGACAACGUGGACAUCUCCCCCCGCCACCUGGGCCUGACGCAGCGCCGGGUCGCCAUCAGCAACCUGCAGGCGCACACGCAGUACAGCUUCGAGAUCCAGGCCGUCAACGGCGUGUCCAGCAAGAGCCCCUACACACCACAGUACUCUGCCGUCAACAUCACCACCAACCAGGCCGCUCCCUCUGCUGUGCCCACGGUUCACCUGAUGGGGGCAACAGCGAGCACCAUGAGCUUGUCCUGGCUGCCCCCGGAGAAGCCCAACGGCAUCAUCCUGGAUUACGAGAUUAAAUACCAUGAGAAGGUGAGCGCCAGUGACCAGGGCGAGGCCAUUUCACACACCAUGACGGCCCAGCGUAGCUCCGCCCGGAUCGAGGGGCUCAAGGCCGGCACCCCGUACGUGGUGCAGGUCAGAGCCCGAACGGUGGCGGGGUAUGGGCGCUACAGCGGCCCGGCAGACUUCAGCACCAACCUGCAGAGUGACCCCGAGAAAUCCCUGCAGGAGCAGCUGCCUCUCAUCGUGGGCUCCGCCACUGCUGGUCUGGUCUUCAUCAUCGCUGUGGUAGUCAUCGCUAUCGUCUGCCUCAGGAAGCAGCGCAGCGGGUCAGAGUCAGAAUACACUGAAAAACUGCAGCAGUACAUCACUCCUGGAAUGAAGGUCUAUAUUGACCCUUUUACCUACGAGGAUCCGAAUGAGGCUGUCCGAGAGUUUGCCAAAGAAAUCGACAUCUCAUGCGUGAAGAUCGAGGAGGUGAUCGGAGCAGGUAACCCACACGAGCACCUGGGCAGCAGGGGGAAGACUGCUAGACACUUCCAGGCCGUUCCAUUACAGGACUUCACUCAGAGCGGAGAGUUUGGGGAGGUGUGUCGCGGGAGGCUCAAGCUUCCGGGGCGAAGGGAGAUCAUUGUGGCCAUUAAGACGCUGAAGGCGGGGUACACUGAGCGGCAGAGGCGGGACUUUCUGAGCGAGGCCAGCAUCAUGGGCCAGUUCGACCACCCCAACAUCAUCCGCCUGGAGGGCGUGGUCACCAAGAGCCGGCCGGUCAUGAUCGUCACCGAGUUCAUGGAGAACGGGGCGCUCGACUCCUUCCUCAGGCUGAACGAUGGGCAGUUCACGGUGAUCCAGCUGGUGGGCAUGCUCAGAGGCAUCGCUGCCGGGAUGAAGUACCUCUCCGACAUGAACUACGUGCACCGGGACCUGGCCGCACGCAACAUCCUGGUCAACAGCAACCUGGUCUGCAAGGUGUCUGACUUCGGCCUGUCCCGCUUCCUGGAGGACGAUCCUAAUGACCCCACCUACACCAGCUCCCUGGGCGGAAAGAUACCUAUCCGCUGGACGGCUCCAGAGGCCAUCGCCUACAGGAAGUUCACGUCUGCCAGCGACGUAUGGAGCUACGGCAUCGUCAUGUGGGAAGUGAUGUCAUACGGCGAGCGCCCAUACUGGGACAUGAGCAAUCAGGAUGUGAUUAACGCUGUGGAGCAGGAUUACCGGCUGCCCCCCCCCAUGGACUGCCCCACUGCCCUGCACCAGCUCAUGCUGGACUGCUGGGUGAAGGAGAGGAAUCUGAGGCCCAAGUUCUCCCAGAUCGUCAACACUCUGGACAAGCUGAUCCGCAAUGCGGCCAGCCUUAAAGUGGUCACCAGCACACAGUCUGGGGCGUCCCAGCCGCUGCUGGACCGCUGUGUUCCAGACUACAGCACCUUCACCACUGUGGGGGACUGGCUGCACGCCAUCAAGAUGAGCCGUUACCAUGACAGCUUCCUCAAUGCUGGCUUCGCCACCUUCGACCUGGUGGCACAGAUGACUGCAGAGGACCUCCUGCGGAUAGGGGUGACGCUGGCGGGGCACCAGAAGAAGAUUUUGGGCAGUAUCCAGGACAUGAGGCUACAGAUGAACCAAACACUGCCUGUCCAGGUCUGAAGAACCAGGCAGGGACUGGACCAGAGAGAACCAAUGGGAGAGCUCAGCUGCCUGACUGUCUCAGCCAAUCAGAAUCCUGGCUGCAGUGCCUCAGACACGUUUCCCUCCAUUUCCACCCGACAGACUUGUAUCCACAUUAUUUUGUAAAUUUUUUAUAAAACCCUUCAGCCCCCCCCCCCCCCCCCCCCCCCCCCCCCCCGAAUGGGGGUGUGGGUUGCAUGCGUGUGCGUCCCGCCCCCCCAGGGGGGUCCAGAAUGGGGGUGUGGUUUGCAUGUGAGCGCGUGUUUCUUGAGGUUGGCUGGGAUCUCCUGAGCUCUUCCUGCUCUUCUCAUCCAUCAGAGGAUCCCUGAUGCUGGAAAGACUUGAACGGGCUUGAGCAUAAAAAAGAAAAGGAAAAAAGAAGUGAACUGGCUCGAUCACUUGAAAAGAAAAAAAUCGUUUUUGACGGUGAACAGAAUUGCAGAGGAUCCCUCCCGUAGCAUUAGAUUUGUGUGCUUUCCCCGUCUUCAUAUUGAAGAUGUUUUAUCUGCGGACACACACCAGUGGUCAGGAGCGCACGGAGGGGGUGGAGCUUCAUCACCAUGCCAACGAGACGGAUGGAGUUCUGGAAGAAAGAGACUUUCUUUAAAACAAGUGUUGGAUUGAGGCCUGCUCUGAUGGGUUUGGGAAUACGGAUAGGCUGUGUUUUAUUACUAUUAUAAUUGCUGUUAAUUUGUGUAUCAGCCCUUUUUUAAAAUGGUUUUGUGUUUUUUGGGAGAAUUGCGGUUCAAGUGGGCGGGUCCGUUGUGGGACUCCUUUGUGACCACGCCCCCUGCGACAGGACUGAGCACAGUCGGGGAUAGAAGGACUGACUGAGCAGCUUCGGUGUGUGUGUGUGUGUGCACGUGUGCGUGUGUGUGUGUGCGCACGUGUGUGAGUGUGUACGUGUGUGUGCACGCAUGUGUGUGCACGUGUGUGAGUGUGUGCGCACGCGUGUGUGAGUGUGUGUGAUGUGAACACAAAUACUGUACAAUACAGCUUGAACUAUGCGCUACCGUGAACUUGCGCAUGAACUGAAUUGUGGCAGGAUAGUUAUUUCUGAAACACUUAAUCUGUGGACAAUUGUUAACAUUUUUUAAAUGGAUCCAAAAUGAAAAUAGUUUAAAUACAUAUAUAUAUAUAUGCAUUGUUCAGCAAUGGAGAGCAACUACAAAAACAGACCAUACAUAUUUUUUACUAUUGUGUGGAUUUACAAUCAAUCUCUUGUUUACUGUCUCCAUUCCCUUUGUAUUUAUUUGUACCUUCUUGGUCAGUCGGCCUUGUACAACCGUGGAAAUGGACGCCAGUCCAAGAGGAUGACUCGGCAAAUUGAUACUUAUUACAAUCUCAUAUAAAUUGAAUAUUGUAUUUUUGUUGUUGUUCUAAACAGCCUGUAAAUGUUUUUU